This is a messenger RNA of Larimichthys crocea (large yellow croaker), 7474 nucleotides long. RefSeq names its product PHIP subunit of CUL4-Ring ligase complex (gene phip). Gene Ontology annotation, molecular function: protein binding. The transcript has 40 exons. Gene Ontology annotation, cellular component: nucleus. The record is from RefSeq and is a predicted model, not a curated record. Lineage: Eukaryota; Metazoa; Chordata; Actinopteri; Sciaenidae. Gene Ontology annotation, biological process: regulation of cell shape; regulation of transcription by RNA polymerase II; cytoskeleton organization. The coding region runs from base 361 to 5916 and encodes 1851 amino acids.
GCGCUCGUAUUCUUCCGCAGAGGGCUUGCGCUUUUUUCUUUUGAGGGGGAGGGGGAUUGAAACAAACAUGCCUCCACGGCUGAGCGAGCGCCGCUAAAAUUCAUCCGGAAAGCCACUCGGUUCGUGAGUGUCCCGGUGGUUUGUUCUUUGCGAGGGGAAGACGGUGUUUUGCGGGGGUUAAACCGUGUGCCCCGCGCUAAUUGUCGCUUCGCGGAGGAAUACUCGACGCAGCCGGGACUUCGUGUAGAGCCGAGCUGAAUGGAGGCAGCCUCUUCCUGGUGGAUAAACAGUGACAGCUACAGGGCAGCCACCUAGACCCUCCACACAGGCUCUGGCGCUGCCCUGGCAAACAACACCAAAAUGGCUUCAGACAGUACACACAUCGCGCAGUUGACUUCUGAACUGUACUUCCUAAUAGCCCGAUUUCUAGAAGCUGGACCGUGUCAAAAAGCAGCCGAGACCCUGAUAAGGGAGGUGGAGGAGAAGGAGCUGCUACCCAAAAGGCUGGACUGGACAGGGCUGGAACACCCCGGGACGUACGAAAAUUUGGUGAAGCUAUACCGACACAUCAGUGCAGACCACCUGCUGCAGGUCUGCUCAAGAGUUUGUCCACUGCUGGAAAGGGAGGUCCCUGCCAGCGUGCCUGGACUCACGAGCCUGUUGGGGGCCGGCAGGCAGAAUCUCCUUCGCACCAGCAAGAGUUGCAAGCAUGUCGUGUGGAAGGGCUCAGCGCUGGCUGCGCUACACUGUGGGCGACCACCGGAGCCGCCUAUUAUUUAUGGGAGCCCACCUAAUAUUGUUGAGACGGGCUUCGGCCGCCGACUGAACGGCUCUUACCGCCUCCGGCAGCUGGUGCCCACAGCUGUGUACCAGCACAUGAAGAUGCACAAGAGGAUCCUGGGACACCUGUCGUCCGUGUACUGCGUCACAUUCGACAGGACGGGACGACGCAUCUUCACGGGCUCAGACGACUGCCUCGUUAAGAUCUGGGGAACAGAUGACGGGCGCCUGCUGGCGACGCUACGCGGCCACGCCGCUGAGAUCUCCGACAUGGCCGUCAGCUAUGAGAACACCAUGAUCGCUGCGGGGUCUUGUGACAAGACUAUCAGAGUGUGGUGCUUACAGACCUGUGCCCCUUUGGCCGUCCUCGAGGGACAUGCUGCCUCUAUCACUUCACUCCAGUUUUCUCCUCUGUGUUGCGGCUCCAAGCGCUACCUGUCCUCUACCGGCGCUGACGGCACCAUCUGCUUCUGGCAGUGGGAUGCACGCACGCUCAAGUUUGGUCAGAGGCCCAGCAAAUUCACAGAGCGUUCCAGACCUGGCGUCCAGAUGAUCUGCUCCUCCUUCAGUGCAGGUGGUAUGUUCCUGGCCACAGGAAGCACGGAUCACAUCAUCAGGGUGUACUACUUCGGGUCAGGCCAACCAGAGAAGAUCUCUGAGCUUGAGUCCCAUACAGACAAAGUUGACAGCAUCCAAUUUUCACAUUGCAGUGACAGGUUUGUAAGCGGCAGCAGGGAUGGUACAGCACGAAUCUGGCAGCUGCAGCCUCAGGGCUGGAGGAGCAUUCUGCUGGACAUGCAGACCAAAUUACCCGGGAAGUACAACCCACCUCCGCUAGAAGACAAGGUGACCAAGCUGAAGGUUACCAUGGUAGCAUGGGAUCGCCAUGACGGCACAGUGAUCACAGCGGCCAACAAUCUGACGCUGAAGGUGUGGAACUCCACCACCGGAAACCUCGUCCACGUCCUCAUGGGUCAUGAGGACGAGGUGUUUGUUCUGGAGCCACAUCCCUUUGAUCCAAGAAUCCUUUUCUCAGCGGGGCAUGAUGGGAAUUGUGUCGUGUGGGACCUGGCCAGAGGGGUCAAGAUCCGCUCUUAUUUCAAUAUGAUCGAGGGCCAAGGGCACGGAGCAUUGUUUGACUGCAAAUGUAGUCCAGAUGGGCAGCAUUUUGCAGCCACUGACUCCCAUGGACACCUACUCAUCUUUGGCUUUGGCUCCAGCAGCAAGUAUGACAAGAUAGCGGACCAGAUGUUCUUCCAUACCGACUACCGACCACUGAUCCGGGAUGCCAACAAUUACGUGUUGGACGAGCAGACUCAGCAGGCGCCGCACCUAAUGCCCCCUCCCUUCCUGGUGGAUGUGGACGGGAACCCUCACCCGCCUCGGUACCAGCGGCUGGUGCCCGGCAGGGAGGGCUGCAGGGAUGAGCAGCUGAUCCCGCAGAUGGGGGUCACUUCCUCAGGCCUGAACCAAGUGGUGAGCGAGCAGGCGGUGGAUGGUUCCAGUCCUCUGGAUACCAUGAUUCAAAGGCUCCAGCAGGAACAGGACCAAAGACUGGGAACGAACGACACCUCUGCUGCUGCAAACUCCAGGGCCAGCAGAGGAUCGGUGGGUUCGCCCACAGAGGUGCACUCUCCACCCAACGUGGGUCUGCGACGCAGCGGGCAGAUCGAGGGUGUCCGCCAGAUGCACAGUAAUGCCCCGCGCAGCCAGAUGGCCACAGAGGGAGACCUGGUGGCCUGGAGCCGCAGGGUGCUGGUCCCCGAGCUGGAGGACGCCUCUGUCGGGAGACAGGUAAACUGGCGUGAGGCUAAAGGGGAGGAGGAGAUCAAUAUUUAUCAGUCAGAAAGGAGGAGGCGUACAAUCCACUCUCUCCCCAAAGAGAGCAGGGUUCAUCCGACGUCAGAGUGUGCAGCUGACGAAGGCAGGAAGAGCCAAGGGAACCACGGCUACCACACUCGUGCUGCCAUGGAGGAGACGAGCCGCCAGAGCGCUGAGGCUGCAGAUGACGACGAAAGCACCUCAGAGGGAGAGGUGGAGGUACGGCAAAUCAACGGACAUUCCUCAGAGGACGAGAAGGAGGAGGAGGGAAAGGAGCCCUGGCCGGAUGACCACAGUAGUUCAAGCGACUACUCCAGCGAUUAUUCGGACUGGACGGCAGACGCAGGGAUCAACCUUGAACCGCCCAAGAAGAGCGUGAAAGUGAAAAAGAAAAGCAGCGGCUCCGAGGAAGAUGGAGAGAAGAAGAGGGACGGGAAGAAGGAAAGAAAGAAGGAGAAAGCCGACAAAGACGGCGCAUUACCAAAGAAGAAGAAGCCAAAGGAGAAGAGGAAGAGGACAGAGCUUCAGGAGCAAGGGCUAACUCUGGAGGAGUGGCUUCCCUCUGCCUGGAUCACGGACACGGUCCCCCGCAGAUGUCCUUACAUACCCCAGAUGGGAGACGAGGUGUACUACUUCAGACAGGGCCAUGAAGCUUAUGUGGAGAUGGCCAAACAAAAAAAGAUAUACAGCAUCAAUCCUAAGAAGCAGCCCUGGCACAAGAUGGAGCUACGGGAGCAGGAAUUGAUGAAGAUUGUUGGCAUUAAGUAUGAGGUUGGCCUGCCCACGCUGUGCUGUCUGAAGCUUUCCUUCCUGGACCCUGACACGGGCAAACUGACCGGAGGAUCUUUCUCUAUGAAAUACCACGACAUGCCUGAUGUCAUCGACUUCCUGAUACUGCGACAGCAGUUUGACAAUGCCAGAAAGCGGCAGUGGACUAUAGGUGACAGGUUUCGGUCAGUGAUUGACGACGCGUGGUGGUUUGGGACCAUUGAGAGCCAGGAGCCCUACCAGUCUCAGUAUCCUGACAGCCUGUUUCAGUGCUACAACGUCUGCUGGGAUAAUGGAGACACGGAGAAGAUGAGUCCUUGGGAUAUGGAGCCCAUCCCUGAUGAUGCCACGUUCCCCGAAGAGUUGGGGAUGAGUGUCCCGCUGAUAGAAGCAGAACAGAAGGAGCUGCUGUACGUCCCAAUGGACGGCGAAUGGGGCUGCCACACACGUGCAGAGGAGUGCGAGCGCAUCAUCAAAGCCAUCGAUCAGCUCUGCACACUCGAUGUGGCAGCACCAUUUGCCUUUCCGGUGGACCUACAAGCCUACCCCACAUACUGCACAGUCGUGGCCUACAUCACUGACCUCAGCACCAUACGCCAAAGGCUGGUGAACCGCUUCUACAGACGACUGUCCUCUCUGAUGUGGGAGGUUCGUUAUAUUGAACACAACGCCCAAACAUUCAAUGAGCCCGGAUCAUUCAUUGUCACUACCGCCAAGUUUGUCUCCGACCUCAUGCUGCAAUUCAUUAAGGACCAAAGUCUGACAGACCUCAUGCCCCUCUACAAAACUAUGAAGAAGGCUACGUUCUCUGACUCUGAAGAUGAGGACGAUGAGGAGGAGGAUGAAGAUACUAAUACUCCUGGAACAUCCACACGAAACCAUAAGGGUCGUCGACCUAUGCGGCGCCAGCUGAGAACCCGACCCCCUUCAUACGACCCUCAUGCAUGGAGGGGACGCUGUAAGGAGCUGCUGGAUCUCAUCUUUCAGUGUGAAGACUCAGAGCCCUUCAGAGAACCUGUGGACCUACAGGAAUACCCGGACUACCUGCAAAUAGUCGAUUCACCAAUGGACUUUGGCACUGUUGUCAACACACUAACAGAAGGAAAGUACCAGUCUCCCAUUGAGCUCUGCAAAGACGUCCGGCUCAUUUUCAGCAAUUCCAAAGCUUACACGCCCAGUAAAAAGUCUCGGAUCUACAGUAUGAGUCUCCGGCUCUCUGCACUGUUUGAGGAGCAUGUCAGCUCCAUCCUGGAUGACUACAAGGCCAUCCACGGCCUGACGGAUAAGCUGACCAGACAGGGCACUGACAGACAGACGCGACACACUACGGACAGACAGACACGGCACGCCAUGAAGAGGAGAAGGAGGAGGAGCGAAUCUCCAGCCAGCAGCACCGCAUCCAGUCCAGAGAGGAAGAGACGUGUGUCAUCCAGGGUGACGGGGAAAAGGGAGCCAUCGCCGGCUCCUUCGAGGCCCCCCUCUCUGAGGCAGAGCGUCCCCCCCAAACAGCCCCCUCAGCUGGUCAACGGGAAGGCAGACACGCCGGCCGCAGGGCGUACACGAAGCGCAGCACGCCAUUCUACACACACUCCACCCUCCUCAUCCUCCUCACAAAACGCAGCAAGCGGCAACACACAGAGCACAGCAGAGCCGACUCGCUCACUGAGGGCUCAUAACUCUGUGCGAGCUUCAACGCCACCGGCUCCUGAAAAGGUGACACCCUCACCAGCUGCAGAAAGUAGCACUGGAGGAAGCACCCGGAGGAAACUCAGGACUCCUGUACGACACACACCCGGCUCUCCCGCCAGCCCUCCAUCUCAGAGCACAGUUCACCUGAAUGGCCAUAGUAGUCAUGUGACCCUGGGUGUGGGGAGGAGGGGGAGAAAAUCCAAACUGGACCCGCCAGUGAGUCCUCCAGAAGCCACGACUCCGGGAAGCCCUUCCAGACCGCGAGGUCGCCCUCCUGGCAAGAAGAGAGGCAGGAAGAGCAAGCAGGAGCUGGAGGAGAUGAGAAGGAGCAGCAACCGCAGGAGCUCAACCCCUGACGAUGAACUCGACCAAUCGACAGGGGACGAAGGCGGAACGUCUUCCACGCAGGAAACAUCUGUGUUGUCGGACUCUGGCGUGGCGUCAACGCCCAGACGGCGUGGCCGGCCCCGAACGGUAAGAACUGAAGAAACCACUCCUCCUCCACCUCCACCUCCACCUCCUAAUCCUCCUCCUCCUCCUCCUGCUGAGUCACCUGAGCCCUCAUCACUAAGGAGGAGCAGCAGGAGAGCCAAUGAGGAGGUCACGCCUCCUCCCCAACCUGCCCCUCAGCGAUCCAAUCGGAAGGAGUCUGCAAAGGAGGAGGCAGGGGAUGAGGCAGGGGGCUCGAUGCGCACACGUAACCAGGGGCGUCGGUCUGCCUGGUACAUGGAGGAGGACUCUGAGGAGGAGCAGAGGCAGCUGCUGUUUGAGGACUCAUCAAUCACCUUUGGCACCUCCUCAAAGGGACGCGUCCGCAAGCUGACAGAAAAGGCCAAAGCCAACCUGAUAGGCUGGUAACAGAGACGGCAAAGCAAACACGCAGGAGGUGAGGAGGAGUCCGGCUGCUCUGACAGAGAAGAAAUUUGGCUGAGAUUUCUUAGCUCAUGCGUCGGAGGAGCAGGAGGCUGAGUUGAGGAAUUCAUGCUCAGUGUUGUAUUUUGUGCGUGUAUGUGUGUGUACGUCAGGGGAGCCGCUAGUCCAGCUGCUGCUAUUCGAAGCUGUGGCUAUGGAGAGAAACAACAGCUCAGUCCUCUGUUCACUCUUCCCUCCUCUCUGCGAUGGCUUUCUGACAACGCAUGUUCAUUCGUUCCAACUCCUCCGACAUUAUUGGUCCAUGUUGGAUCCUACAGGAGCGUAGGAACUCCUACGUUGGUGGUCUUGUGACUUUUCCUUCUGUCCAGUGAACCACUCUUCACCUCCGUCUGACCUUAAACACUGUUGGUGUCAGACAAUAGUCAAACAGAGUUUUAGUACUUGAAAAAAAAAAUCACGAAGAGAGCUGGAUGUAUCUUAUCUCACUCUUGCCAUUUUUGAGGACUUUUCCAGAGUCUCUGCCGGGUAGGGCAAAGACCUCCCGCUGAGCUGAAAUCGUUAGGUCUGUGACGGAUUACAGACCGCUGGACUGACAACAUCUUUCGCUUCCCCUUCUUCAUUGUUCCUGCUCUUUUUUUAUACGACCCCCCCCUCGUCCCCUGCUUUUUCUAAGAUUUGUACGUGAUGAUCGGCUCUCUGUUUUUUUUGGAAGUCUUACACAUUGGCUGACCUGAGCGUGUCUGUCUGCGCUAAAAUACCAAAUGGUGUACCUUUGUCGGUACUGUAGAUCUGUAGGUUUUGUUUACUGUUGAUGUGUGUGUAUGUGGGUAUUUUUGUUUGUUUUGUUCCUUUUUUGCAUGUUAAUUGGAAAGAAAAAGCUGUUUUUACUGUGAGGAGGACAAAAAGGAUGCAUGGGUGGAAGCGGUCAUUUAUUUGUCUAGAUGGAUCAUGUUUCAACGCGUCCUGAACAUUAGCAAUACCUUGUGCCUUUAUGUCUUUGGUGUGUGUCUGUGUGUGUGUGUGUGUGUGUGUGUGUGUGUGUGUGUGUGUGUGUGCGUGCACAAGCGUGUGCAUGUGUGUGUGUGUGUGUAUGUGUGUGUGUGUGUGUGUAUAAGUGUGCUUGGCCUCUGCCCUGCAAAAGUACAUGUGCCUGUAUGUGUACGAACUAAGUUGUGACUAUGCGAGCGUGUGAAAUUGAAGGAGUGUGUGUGUUUUUAUAACACAGAUGAGUGUGUCAUUCACUUUCGGCGUACAAACAGUGGCAUACAGUUUGAUCGUUGUGAAACCUCUCAAAGAAAUGUAUUUAUAGCAGUUGAAAAAAAGACUUUACUGUUGUUGUAAAACCAUUAUUCAUGUCAAUAUAUUAUCCUAUAACCAACCUAUUGUCAGUUUAUACCUAAGGUACAGCCAGUGGAGCUUUGGGUGACUAGCUUUGAGAUGCACUUACCACAGACCGGUUAUCAAUGCAGUCGUAGGGAGUUAACCCUGUGUAUUUUAAAAUUGUUACCAUAAAAAAAAAAAGAACGAACUUUUUAAAUGUUGA